Molecule: messenger RNA, 3577 nt
Organism: Numida meleagris (helmeted guineafowl)
Lineage: Eukaryota; Metazoa; Chordata; Aves; Galliformes; Numididae
Product: translation initiation factor IF-2-like
Exons: 3
Coding region: 22-519 (165 amino acids)
Source: RefSeq, a predicted model, not a curated record
GAACGCUCUCAGUGCCGCGGGAUGCCCAGGCCUCUCUGCCUUCAGCCACAGCUCCGCGGCCGGCUCCGCACCGCCCAGCAGCAACGGGCUCCCAGCUCCGCAGCGGGGCCGGGCCCCCGCUCCCCGCAGCCUCCCGGAGCCGCUCGCAGGCCCCGCUCCGCCGCCGGCUCGGCACCGCGCCUGGAAUUACAACACCGCGGGCGCAGACGCAGGGGGAGGGCGAAGGCGGCCAGACAGAGCGGCGUGCGCCGGGCCUGCCCGGCCCCGCCGGCGGCCCCGUGCCCACGCAGGAAGCCGGCGGCCCCGGGCGCCCCCGCGCUUCGCCCGCCGACGGUCGCCGAGCAUCGGCCCAAGCCGCGGUGGGCGCUCAGCGGGGGAAGCGGUCGGGCCGGAGAGCCGCGGCUUCCCUCCCGGGCGGUAGCGCAGGCCGCAGCUAGCCACCGCCUGAGGCUCCGCGCGCCGCUGCCGAGAGGGCCGUCGAGAAUUUUCCCAGCGAAAUUGGCGCGGGAGCGCCUGUAGGAGGCGCCAGAGAGGGCAGGCAGGUGACACUGGCAGCUGCCCAUGGAAAAACGAAGGCCUCACACUGCUCCUUUAGCUCUGUGGAAAAAUAGUUCCGAAAACGUUGACGUCCCAGCGCCUUAUGAGAGAUAAGAGUGCCAUUACAAUGAACAGAAUUGUUCAUUUGCUUUUUUCCAUUUCCUGUUUCUCUAAGUAAACAAAGCUGGUUAGUUAGAUUGGAAUUCAUUGUAACUUCUGCAACGACCUUCUCUGUUCGCUGAUAAGGUUGCUAAAGGCUAUGAUUUGCAUUGCAUUUCCAAGAUCCUCGUCAUUAGGACAAAUUAGCAAAGUAACAAUUUGUCUGUCUGUCUUCAAGUGAUGUUUCCCAACAGUAAUGCUGAAGGAGCUUUAGUGACACUGUGCCAUGGGAUGAGUAGCCCGCAUGUGCCGAAUCUUUCAUUCAACAGAGUGGCAGCGACUCUAAUGUUGACACGGUCCCAUUACACAGUUCUUCUGUGUGAAGAACUUUGUACACAGGGCCAACCAUAGGGGGAAACUGAGAUCGUAUGGAUAACACAGACCUGCUCGCUUUCCCUUUGCUAUUGACCAAGACACCCUUUAGGCCAUCUGCCUGCCCAGAUGAGCUGUUUUUAGAGAGUAACCAAUUGGGAAGCAAUCUCACUUAGCCACAUGCAUGUAUGAUGUGGGAAGACCUGCUUUGCACAUCGUGCUGACCUUUCCGCAGACCAGCUCCAUUUUUGUCUGCUAGUGUCAUAUAGGGUUUGUGUUGUCUCCUUUGUGUAUAAGAUGAGCACACUGGCUCUGCAAUGUUGUUCACAUGUAUUGUACAUGCAGACUGUUAGGGAACUGCUUAGCUUGCAUUCUAUCCCAUAUAGUAAAACAAAAGAGGAAGUACAUUCAAACCAAUCAGCUUUGCAGACUCCUUUAAAACACAGGCAAUUAAAGGCACACCUAGUAAGUGUAGGUGGCCAGAUACUACAGAGAAAGGCAUUAAAAAAUGCAGGACUUGCAUUACUAGACUUGUAGAAAGAUUUUUCCGAUGAGCCAGAAAAUAAUGUAAGUGUCCAAGACAAAGAGAGCCAAGAAAGACAAAAUCACAGCGCUCAUGCCAAGCAAUACAGAACUGGUGUGCUUAUGUUUAUAAUUUCAAAGGAAAAUAUGAGUCUGCUGUUCCUCCGCUCUGUCUACUAUCAGAUUAUAGCAACAGAAUAGACACUCAAUAUGGAAGAAGAAUGCAACAUGCAUGUGUGUGCUCCCAAGCAGAACCAAAGCUGUUAGAGCUAGCAUCUCUUUCAAUAAUAGUCUGUGCGGUAAUACAGUCCUGCACUUUUCAGAUGUUGGGUAGUGAUUUAAAUCUAUUAUGCCUGAAUUCAGCAAAAGCCACUAGCCUUGAAAUUUGUUUUUGAGCCUGCAUAUGAAAUAGAUCGUUUUCAUCCAAUUUCUCAUAAGUAAAUUUGCAAAUCACAGAAAUUGCUGUCUCAGCUGCUACUUUUUAAAGCACUCAGGCACUGAAGAUAUCUCAGGUCACAUCAGAAAUUGUGUUGCUGAGGAUUUGGUUUGCACCACCCUGCCAGUAGGCCUAUUCAUAGCAUAAAUAAGGAGCAUCAGGCCAUGUAAAUACUAGUCUUAAUCACAAAGUAAAUUCAGUAAAAAUAAACUACAUUUUAAUAAUAUUAGGCCUGCAGAAGACAGCUUAAUCUUGAUCUAAAAUGAUGAAUCAUAACAACCUUGAAAGGUAGUUGCAUCACAGUAUUGUGCUGGAUGUCUGAUGAAACAUCACAUGGAAAUUACUGUAUUUUUCAAAACAUGCAGUACGUACAGUAUGGUUUCUAUUUCAGAAAGUAUAAACUUUUUUUGAGUUAUAUGGAUUAACACCAGAAGUAUGAAAACUGUAUGAUUAGACUGAAAUUAAUUGUUUACAUUGAUACAGCAGUCUGUACGUGAGAAGGAGUUUGUUGACCAGUGCUAAUGUGUGAGAUAUGCAGUAGGGUGAUGGAAACAUUUUCUGUACGUGCUGCUUUAGGAACCCAGUUGUAUUUCCCUUAGCGAAAGUAACUGUGGAAGUUAGUCAGAAAGAAUCAAACCCAUUUUGUUUUGACUUGCUUUGCUUACGUUGCAGAAAAGGUAGCGAUACCUGUUUAAAUCAAAGAUGAACAUUUUAGGUGAUAGGCAUUCAGAAAGACACAGGGUUCCAGCAAGCUAGUUAUCAGUAACAGACAUCUCACCUGGUCAAGAUUUAGCAAUCUGCAAAAGCUUGGACAUGUCAGGUUUUACUAACAUCAGGUAUUUAUUUUCCUGUUAAUAGAGCAACACUCAAAGACACUAUAGUCUGAAAAUUUGAAAAUAAACUUAACGUUAAUUCUGCACUUGACUAAGAUGGGUUGUGGAAGCCUAGCAUGAAAUACAGAAAGAGCAGUUCAAUACUGGCUGUCAUGAUGAAGAGAGCUGUAUUAAAAAAUAUAUUGAAUCAUGAAUUGGGUAGUCUUGCAGCUGCUUUCUUUUGUCAUUUCCUGUCCAGGAAUUUCUUACUAGUUCUUGGAAUCACUUGGGAACCGCAAAUCCUAAACAUAAAAAAGAACUUUAAGAACAAAGAGGUAUCUGUAGGUAGACGGUCAUCCAUCUGAUAGGACUUAAUCUCUGUAGAUUCUCCUUCCCUUCAGUCUCUGAAAUUCAUAUGUAUAAAAUCUGUGAUCCCAGUAGGUUUUUGAAAACUGUUUGCAAUUAGAUGAGCGCUUCACUGUUACUGUUACCAAAGUUAAUAUUCCAUGCUACAUAUUAAAAGAAUAUUACCCUUUAGACGGGACACAUUCCAUUCACUUUAUUUACAUUAGUUUGAUUUUGUCUUUUUUUUUGGAAUUAUUUUACUUGAAAACACAUUUUUUUUAUUAUGAAUUCAUUGGAACUGUCUGUUAGUUAGAAAUGAUAUGGAUCUUAUUAAGUGUUUUAAAUGUAAUCUUAAUUACUUAAAUAGGGUAGAAUCUAAUCUGUAAGAGAAGGUGGUUUUUUUCCUUCUUUUUCUAAAUCUAUUAGUGAAGCACUGAUAGUAAAAAGGCAGAAG